AGCUGGCUAGGUUCUUAUGAAUCAUUCAGUUAUGAUGAAAUGUGGUUUGCAUUGAUAGGUUGAUUGAGAAAAUUUCAGUGAAAAUGGUACCAGUAAUCUCACCCUGUUCAGAAGAGAUCCUAGCCGCCGCGCUGCAGCUUGCUCAGCUAGCAGUGGAAAUCCAGGAAGGAAAUGUAACUGCCGCUGCUCAGCAUCUGCUACUGCUCUUAGACCCUACAAACUUCUCGCAAAAUGUCACCGUCACGACUUCAAAUCCCAUAGCAACUACGAUCAACAAGGUACCGCGGGACGGGCCAGGUGCCCUCAUGUACAUCAUCUGUGUAAUGGUGCUCUUCGCUGCGCCAAUGAUUGCUCUCAUCGUGCGAUAUCUCUGGGGAGAACGUGAAUCGAGCCGCAUGGAGGCCUUCUAUAGCAGAAUAAUGGAAAAUAAACCACCAAGGAUGAUCCUGUACGACUACAACGGUCGGCGCUUAACCAAACCAGAGCUGUUGACUCCAAAUCCUCACCGCAAGAUGACGUAUCACGGCAUUCCCUACACAGAGGGGUACUACAACCCUUCCUCCUACUGUAUUAGAGUCUCUUCCUUAGCACGUUCUGACUCGAGCUUAACAACAUCAACGCGCGCGAAUGGUGCCGGCGAGAAGAUACCCACCAUUUAUCUUUCCGAGGGCAAGUGGCGCAGGUGGCUUGGAUCGAUCAGCUCCGCUGGUACUCCUGACUCGCCGGAGUCACGAAGCUCAUUCAGUCAAGGGGCUUCACCCACCUCGCCUGAGAUCUACCUGACUCCGAGCACUCCGACGUCCGAGCGAGCCAACUCCUUACCUUCGGUUAAUUUUCCCCUGAAGCCCAUCGCUCUCUGGAGGAACCGGUCCGCGUCUGCGAGCCCUGAGACGCUCCCAACUCUGGGGUUUCUUUCAAGGCUCAGAAAUUUACACAAGGAAAGCGCAUCGAAGUCCUAUCAGGAUUCAGAAGAAAAUUCUGGUAUUGAUUCAACGUCUGACCUCUUAACAAAAGACGACAUAAAUCAGAAUGCUACUGAAAAUUCGUAUGACAAUGAAGCUGCCGAGUUGGAAGGUAGUUAUGGUGCACCUGGGUCCACAAAAUUUGUUGCUACGGGAAAGCCGCCAACGGAAUCUACGACGAAUAAAUGUGAAUCUCAACAAUCUGUUCUCCCUCUGCAACCAGAAACCAGCCCGCCUCACCUACAUGUAUCUUGCACGGUUCCAAUUCUUCACGAGACCUCAGGCCGUCAUUUGUCUAAUACGAGCCCACGCUCUACUCCUGGUCAUGAGAUCGAGUCCCAGGGCUUGAUCAACGUGAACGUCAAGCGCACCAGAAAAGAGUCUCAUCUUUGACUUGCUGACGGUACUUUUCAGUCAGCACACAAUUUGUAAAAAUAUACUCAUGAAGUAGAAUCUAAUACUCUUAUUUAGCAUUCCUAGCACAUAAUUGUUAGUCUUUGAAAGCCUAAUUUAGUUAUUCCUAUUUUGAUCAUGUUCGAGAAAAAAUUCAUUCAGUUCACUAUUCGAUUUCCUUAAUGCUCCUCCUGUUCACGAAUGAGAAACCAGAUGACAGGAAUACAGAACUUCUUUUUCUCAAAAAAUCGAAUUUAAGUGUAGAACAGAACUCUAUGUUCAUUUGAAUAAAAACCUCAGAUAAACGUAAACUAACUCGCAUUUAUUAAUCGUAACACAUUGCCAGGUUGGCAGGCCCCAUAAAGCCAUAAUUAUGUAUCCGUAUAUAUUAUACGCUUUUUGUUUUCAUCGCAGUGCAUUGUUUAGCUGUUCUGAAUGAAGAGAUUAAAUUAGAUUGAUUUAUCAAACGCAAAUUUUAGCAUUUACUCAGUUUUAAUAUACUCAAUAGUGGAACGUAAUUUUAAAACCUCUUGAAUGGCUAAAUUA
Hyalella azteca is the source of this 1901-nucleotide messenger RNA. Its product is annotated as sialidase-like. The transcript is spliced from 5 exons. NCBI's taxonomy places the organism in Eukaryota, Metazoa, Arthropoda, Malacostraca, Amphipoda, Hyalellidae. The coding region runs from base 84 to 1355 and encodes 423 amino acids. The record is from RefSeq and is a predicted model, not a curated record.